AUGAGCCACUCUCUCUCUCCACCGCCUUCCUCCGCCGGAGACGGCGGAGACAUCGAUAUACCCGACCCAUGGUACGGAAGCAUCCAAUACCUCUUAAACAUCUCAACAAUUGGUCUCUUUUUUUGCAUCUUCAUCUUCCUCUUCGCCAAGCUCCGCAGCGACCACCGCCGCAUGCCUGGCUUCUUCGCCCUAGCCACCAAGCUCCUUGCCGUGUGGCACGCUACCGGCCGUGAAAUCGCCCGCCAGUGCGGUGCUGAUGCUGCCCAGUUUCUUAUAAUUGAAGGUGGAAGCUUUGUUGUUGUUUUGUCAAUUGGGAUCUCAGCAAUUUGUGUUUUGCUUCCUUUAAAUGUGUAUGGGGGGAGUCAAGUUAUAAACGAUGAGUUUUCAAAGACUACUAUUAAUCAUAUUGAGAAAGGUUCAAGCUUGCUUUGGAUUCAUUUUGUUUUUGUUGUUAUUGUUGUGCUUUUAGUUCAUUUUGGUAUGUCUUUGAUUGAAAAGAGGCAUAAAGUUACUAGAUUUAGAGAUGGGAAUGGGAAUUUAAGUGACCCAAAUGCCAAUUCUACAGCCAUUUUUACUAUUAUGGUUCAAGGAUUGCCUAAAAGCAUAGGAGAUGAUAGGAGGGUUUUACAAGAGUAUUUUCAAUAUCGGUAUCCCGGCAAGGUUUAUAAGGUUAUUGUGCCUAUGGACUUGUGUGCAUUGGAUGAUUUAGCGACUGAAUUGGUUAGAGUUAGGGAUGAAAUUACUUGGUUGGUUGCAAAAAUUGAUUCUCGGCUUUUGCCGGAAGAUAAUGAGGGUGGUGGUGGUGGAGAUGGGUUUUGGGAGAAGUUGAGAGGUGGGGUGGUUUGGCUGUGGAGAAAUGUGAAGAAUUGGUGGGAUAAGAUGAUGGAUAAGUUGGGGUAUACGAAUGAAAAGAAGUUGAGGAGAUUGCAGGAAUUGAGGGCGGAUUUGGAGACGGAGUUGGCAGAGUAUAAAGAAGGUCGUGCACCAGGUGCUGGAGUUGCGUUUGUGAUAUUUAAGGAUGUUUACACAGCUAACAAAGCAGUUCAGGAUUUUCGGAAUGAAAAGAAGAGGCGUUUUGGCAAGUUCUUUUCUGUCCUGGAGUUGAGGUUGCAGAGGAACCAAUGGAAAGUUGAACGAGCUCCACUGGCAGCAGAUAUUUACUGGAACCAUUUGGGGUCGUCAAAGUUGUCGUUGAGGUUGAGGAGAUUGUUUGUGAACACAUGCUUGCUGUUAAUGCUUCUAUUCUUCAGUUCUCCUCUUGCUGUGAUAAGUGCUUUUAAUAGUGCUGGCCGAAUUAUUGAUGCAGAAGCAAUGGAUAAUGCGCAAUCAUGGUUGGACUGGGUACAGAGUUCCAGCUGGUUUGCAUCCUUAAUCUUCCAGUUCCUGCCGAAUGUUAUUAUAAUUGUCAGCAUGUAUAUAAUAGUUCCAUCAGCUCUUUCUUAUCUGUCCAAGUUUGAACGUCAUCUAACUGUGUCUGGGGAGCAAAGAGCUGCGCUUCUGAAGAUGUUUUGCUUCUUCCUUGUGAACCUCAUUCUGUUGAGAGCACUGCUUGAGUCUUCUUUGGAAGCUGCAAUCCUGAAGAUGGGUAGGUGUUAUUUGGAUGGAAAAGAUUGCAGGAGGAUUGAGCAGUACAUGAGUGCAUCAUUUCUCUCAAGAUCUUGUCUCUCUUCACUUGCAUUUCUAAUCACAAGUACUUUCUUGGGGAUAUCUUAUGAUCUAUUGGCUCCCAUCCCUUGGAUAAAGAAGAAGAUUCAGAAGUUUCGGAAGAAUGACAUGCUCCAGCUGGUGCCUGAGCAAAGUGAAGAGUACCCAUUGGAAGGUCAAGCCAUAGAUACUCUUCGGAGACCACUGAUGCCUGAUAAUGUGUUUGAUUCUCCCAGGUUGAAUGGAAUUGAUGAAGAGGGACAAGAUCUCUAUGUGUAUCCAAUGAGCAGAACCUCUCCCAUUCCUAAGCAGACAUUUGAUUUUGCUCAGUAUUACGCAUUUAAUUUGACAAUAUUUGCGUUGACCUUGAUAAAUUCAUCAUUUGCUCCGCUUGUGGUCCCUGUUGGUGCCGUUUAUUUUGGGUAUAGGUAUGUGGUUGACAAGUACAACUUUCUGUUUGUAUAUAGAGUCCGGGGGUUUCCGGCUGGCAACGAUGGGAGGUUGAUGGAUACUGUAUUGGGUAUCAUGCGGUUCUGUGUUGAUCUAUACCUCCUAUCGAUGCUUCUGUUCUUCUCAGUUCAAGGCGAUUCCACGAAGUUGCAAGCUAUUUUCACACUUGGAUUAUUAGUAAUGUACAAAUUAUUGCCUUCUGAUAGUGAUAGUUUUCGACCAGCUCUUUUGGAAGGUAUACAAACUGUUGACAGUAUUGUAGAUGGACCCAUUGAUUAUGAGGUAUUCUCACAACCCAGGUUUGACUGGGAUACAUAUUGUUCAUGA
This is a messenger RNA of Dovyalis caffra, 2421 nucleotides long. NCBI's taxonomy places the organism in Eukaryota, Viridiplantae, Streptophyta, Magnoliopsida, Malpighiales, Salicaceae. The record is from the annotation of a GenBank genome assembly.